UUUUAUGUUUUAACCUUUGAUCCUCCUUACCUUAGAGACCGGUACAGAGUUCUAAAACUUUCAGUAUUACAAUAAAAUUAUGGCGCAGAACUUAAGAACAGAGUACAUUCAGAGUGUACUGGCAAAGAACAAAGUGAAGAUCUUUCAAAGGAAAUUUCCAGUGAAUGAAGUCCCAGUUUUCUUGAAAACCAAAUUAGAUAACCGAGUAUAUCGGGGUGUGAUGGUGGGCAGUGUGCUGGGGAUCGCCCUCUCUGGACUGUUUAUAGGAAUGAUGGCAACCAACACCAUGCCAAAGAAAGAAAAAUCAUAACUCAUUAUGCUCGGACCAUCUAGCUAGUAGUUAUAGGACAUGUAUGUUUUGUUAGUUUGUCAUUAGUCCAUUGGAUUAGGCAUAGGGUUUGGCUUUCAACAAGCUGGUAGAUCUGAUAGUCCUUACCACAGAGUAUGUAACCGGAUGCGAGUCAGCCAAAGUAUCACCUUACGUCAUUGCGGUCACAUGUUUACUUGUAGUGAUUUGUACACACAAUGUCGUCACGGUCCUUACCAGAGUGUGUACCGGAUGAGUGUAUUGUGAUGUCACAAUAAGGGCUGGGUCAUCACGUGACACAUAACCUCUGCGACUCAGGACUCGACUAAUGCUAUACCGUUUGUAGAUCUAGAAGCUAUACCGACGAUAUACUGUAUUGACGCUAUCAAGUACACACAUAGGAGAUACUGAGCUGUGUUUUGUUGUCACCAAAGCCCACUAAAGCAUUAAGAAUCCUGUCAGAAAGGCAAGAUGCCGCCCCCUCCACCCCCACCUCCUCCUGCGGCCCCUCCACCACCACCCGCCUUUUCGAAGGCCAACACAGAGAAACCUAAACUGAACAAGAAGGAUCAAAACAAACGUGGUGCUCUAUUAGGGGACAUUCACAAGGGGAUGAAACUCAAGAAAGCGGUUACUAAUGACAGGAGCGGUCCCCUCGUUGAUACAAAAAAAGCUGCCCCUGGAGGUGGUGGUCCAUUGAGACCACCUGGAGGUGGCGGUGGCAGUAGCGGCAGUAGUGGAGGGGGAGGGGGAGGGGGAGGGGGGAUGGGUGGUCUCUUUGCCGGUGGUAUACCAAAACUGAAGAAGGUUGGUGGAGGUAGAAGUACUGGAAGUUUGUCAUCAACUGAGCCAACAUCGUCACUGCCAAGCACGGGUUUCAGACCACCCCCUCAGAUGUCCAAUGGCCCUCGGAACAACCUCACUAGCUCAUUAGGACCUCGCUCUCCUGCAUCGGGAGCACCCCCACCCCCCACACGCUCCACACCUGCCCUCGCACGCCCUACACCCCCCACAAAGUCACCAUCCCCAGUUUCAUCGCGACCUUUGCCCCCACCUGGAGGUCAGUCUCGGCCGUCAGUGACACCUUUGCGACCUCUACCCCCACCAGGGGGAAACAUGUCUAAUCGUUCCUUUCCACCUCCUGGAGGACACACAUCAAUGAGUAACCACACAUCGAGACCGCUACCAACUCCAGGAGGAUCGUCUAGUCGUCCUUUACCAUCUCCCGGAGGAAAUUCCCGUCCACCACCUCCAACUGCAACGAUGCCACGGGGAGCCCCUCCCCCACCCCCCUCACGAUCGCUACCACCCACACCCUCGCAAUCAAGUGUGCGACGAGCAACUCCUCCAGCUCCUCCUGGUAGAACCACACCCACUUCUAGUCGACCCUUGCCCCCACCCCCCAGUGGUCAAAAUGCACCCCGCCCCCCAUCACGACACGAGGAGUCCACUCGUCCUGGACCUCCUCCACCCCCUGCACGGGAAAUCAGUGACUUGGGAUCCUCUAGUCGACCUUUGCCACCUCAACCACCCAGUAGAAACAGCAUGGUGAAUGAUGAUCACGGUGGAAGAUCAGCCCCCCCGCUCCCUCCAUCACGGUUUGGAGCACCUUCUCCGCCCACACGCAACCUUCCACCACCCCCACCUAGACAAACCUCACCUGUUGACACAGUCAAUAAGAGAAGAUCAAAUAUACAGAAUGAUGAUCGGCCGAGUGUGAGGAUGCCCCCUCCCCCUCCAGCAGGAUCAAGAGCAAAUGCAAACCCUACUAUGCCGAGGACACGCCCACCUCCCCCGCCCAAUAGAGGGAGUAUCAGUGGCGGCAGUGCCCCACCACGGAUCAGUGCACCGCCAGCACCACCGGCAAGAAACUUAGACGAUGAUUUUGCGAGCCGGUUUCAGUUCAAUAACUCUAUCCCCCCUCCUGAGAUCUGGAAACCUGGACCCAAGACGUACCCCAGCACGCAGGCACAGACCAAGCAGAAAACUGGAGGGGGUCCAGCCCGGAGAGCGGCUCCAGCCCCAGGAGGUAGCAGACCACCCCCUCCGCCACCAAGCCGAGAUGCUCCGCGACCUCCAGCCUUACCCCCUCGUUAGUAGAUGGACUAGUUAAUCACAAUCGAUUAUCUGUAGCCAUGUAUUUCCUUUUGUUUGUACCAACAGUGAGUUUGAUUUGUCAAUUCAUAAUUUAUGCUGUAUUAGCAUACAUGUAUGUACAUGUGUUUAGUUUCUGCACUGGACUGUAUAUUUAUGUGCACUCAUUAGAGCUCUGGUUUGUGUAUGGCAUUCUGUGUGUGCACUUUAUAGGAAGUUAGUGAUGAUUGUCUGGUCAAUAAAACUUGAUAAUGAA
Messenger RNA from Halichondria panicea, 2657 nucleotides. RefSeq names its product WAS/WASL-interacting protein family member 1-like. The record is from RefSeq and is a predicted model, not a curated record. Gene Ontology annotation, molecular function: actin binding. The transcript has 12 exons. The coding region runs from base 779 to 2404 and encodes 541 amino acids. NCBI's taxonomy places the organism in Eukaryota, Metazoa, Porifera, Demospongiae, Suberitida, Halichondriidae.